This is a messenger RNA of Micropterus dolomieu (smallmouth bass), 2244 nucleotides long. It is a transcript of the gene casp10, whose product is annotated as caspase 10, apoptosis-related cysteine peptidase. The record is from RefSeq and is a predicted model, not a curated record. NCBI's taxonomy places the organism in Eukaryota, Metazoa, Chordata, Actinopteri, Centrarchiformes, Centrarchidae. Bases 235 to 1911 code for a protein of 558 amino acids. Gene Ontology annotation, molecular function: cysteine-type endopeptidase activity; protein binding. The transcript has 13 exons. Gene Ontology annotation, biological process: proteolysis; negative regulation of extrinsic apoptotic signaling pathway via death domain receptors.
GUUACUUAGGGCGCGUCCUCUCUCUUUACUUUCGAUUUUUACUUCCUCAUCCGAGGAGAAGUUUUGGAAGAUCUGUGAGGUCGUGGGCGCGAUAAAAAAAAACAAAAUACUAACACUAAAUAUAUGAAAAACUAAUCUAAAAUAGUACAGAGUAGCUACUUCGAGUAUGUUGAAGUGGAUGACACAUCUGUUCAGUCCGACCUGCUGAAAACUCGUCUCCAAAGAGCAAACAAAAUGGAUUUCCAGACGCUGCUAUUAACUGUAGGAAAAGCCCUGAGUAAGGAUGAAGUAAAGGCCUUAGCAUAUCUUUGCACUGACCUGCUUGGCCGAAACCCAACCUCAGUGGAGUCGACCAGUGACCUCUUCUCUCGUCUGUCGGAUCAAGACCACCUCUCUGCUGACCGACCACACCUGCUCACUGAGCUUCUGCGCAUCAUCCAACGCACCCGUCUGGUCAAUGAGCUCCAGCUUCCUGGCCAAGCAUCUAGCCUCAUUUCUCCUUACAGGAAGCUGCUCUACAACUUGUCUGAGGAGAUUACAACGGAUGACCUGAAAGAUGUGAAGUUCUUGUUGAACUCACAGCUUCCCCGCAGAAAACUGGAAGAAAAUGUUCCUACACUUGAUGUCUUCCUGGAGAUGGAGCACAUGGACCUCAUCAGUGACACUAAUCUAAAUUUACUGGAGACCAUUUUUGAGAAAGUCUGUCCUGUGUUGAAACAAAAGAUCAACCAGUUUAAAGCAUGGCAGGUACGUCACACUGGCCCUAUAGCUCAAGAAACAGGUCGACCACGGUCCGCGUCUUACACUUUUGAACUAAGCCAGUUCCGUAAAUCUUUAGAACCUGGGAGGUCUCUUUCAUGUGAAAAUCCAGUCUCCUCUGAAGAAUGGCGACCGUUGGCUGAGUCCUCCAUGAAUUCUUACACCUCUGUGGAUUUUACAAAUGUGUCACGUGGUGGAGAUGAAUGUGAGGCCCUGUCACGUGGUAGCAAUUUAAGCACUGAAACAAGCAUCUGUGCCUCCUCAAAAGUGAGUAGUGAUGCUGUGAAAGUCUCAAGGUCUCAAGAUAAUGAGACUUCCUCUGAAAAGCAGACGUCUCAGACUACAAACACAGACAGUGAGGUUUUGGGAGCAUAUCCCAUGACUGCAGCAAAGAGAGGUAUCUGCUUGAUAGUAAACAACCAAGACUUCUCUAAAUCCAAACAAGGUCUGCUGGAGCGAAUGGGGACUAAGAUUGAUGAAGAUUGCCUGCGCAAAGUGUUUCAGUGGCUUGGCUUUGAGGUAGUGAUAGAGCGGGACUGUGAGAGGGACAAGAUGCUGUCCGUGUUGCGGGAGCUCGGCAGGAGAGACCACAGUCAGAUGGACUGCCUGGUAUGCUGCGUUCUCAGCCACGGCCAGGAGGGAAGCGUGUAUGGCGUGGACGGCCUCACCAUCCAGAUUAAGGAGCUGAUGGAACCUGUCAAUGGAUUAAAUUGCUCCUCUUUAGCAGAAAAACCCAAGCUGUUUUUCAUCCAGGCCUGCCAGGGCUCCAACGAGCAGAAGGCUGUCUACAUCGAGACUGAUGGCUCCGCACGCAGUCUUGUUUACAGCGAUGCCAUUAAAGCUAAACACUCCAUCCCAUCUGAUGCAGACUUCUUGCUGGGAAUGGCCACCGUUCCUUCUUUUGUCUCAUUCAGAGAGAGGAAAAAUGGCACGUGGUUUAUUCAGUCAUUGUGCCAAAACCUUGUCCGGAUGGUGCCCAGUGGCUUUGACCUUGUGUCUAUCCUGACAAAAGUGAAUGCAGAUGUUAGCCAGAAGACGGAUUUUACCUGUUCAAAAAAGCAGAUGCCUCAACCAGCCUUCUCACUCAGGAAAAAAGUGGUCUUUCCGGUCCCCAAAGUCUCUGCUCCCUGCCUGUCACACUGUCAGCAGUAAUGCCUGUGCUGCCGGGUGAUCCCUGAGACACAAGUGGUUUUGUCUUACAUCGGCUGUUUACGAUGUCUGCCUGGGACAGUUUUUACAGUAUUUUCUUAACAACGAUUGAGCCAGCUCCAUUUGCUGAUGACGACCAUGAGGUGUGGUUAAAAGCUUGUAAGUGGAGAUGAUUUUGUCAUACACCAGCUUCAACUCCCUUCCUCCAUUUCUGCAUUACCCAAAUUAAUUACAUGAUUUAAAAUGUUGAAUUUGUAUGAGCUCAUUUUUACACAUUGAUCAACAAGCAAAAUUAAAAUAAAACAAGCAAUUUGAAGGUGUCCCCUUCGACUCUGA